CUGAGCAGGAGCUCAUGGGCUGCCACUCGUCCACUCUUUCUUGUAUAUAACCCUCCCCCCCUCCACGCCCGUACUAGGUGUUUGUCCAAUUCCUUCCCAUCCAUCGCCUUCAUAGUCCACAGCGUUGCCAACAAAGACAACCUCAUCCCAAACUCGCCUCGAUACUUCCAGUCUCGACCCACAACUCUACAACAGCCAAGAUGCCUUUCACCGCCAGCGACAUCUGCAAGAUCAUCCUUGCCAUCAUCCUCCCGCCCGUCGGUGUGUUCCUUGAGCGCGGCUGCGGCGCCGACUUCUGCAUCAACAUCCUUCUCACCAUCCUGGGUUACAUUCCUGGUAUCAUCCACGCUCUGUACAUCAUCCUCAAGUACUAAGCUGCAGGCUCAAUGGGCAUUAACCAUGCGUGACGCUUCCGGGGUCUCUGUCCCCUGCAAGCCCCAGCCAACGCAUGCGUCAUCAGUGGGUCUUGGGCUGUCCAGCCAGUAGCAGCCGCAAGUCCCGGUCUGCACAUGCUCGCGCGAGUCGGGCUUCACGGCACCAAGACCCACCACAGCUUCCAUGGAGCACACAAUCCGACCAAAUACCCCCAUCAUGAUACCCAACCUCUUUGUCGCCCUUCCUGGCGAUGAUAUGACGAAUCACCAACCCCGACGACUUUAAUUUUGCCAAGGCGGCUGCGGCUGCCUUCUCACGUAUCAAUUUUGCUGAAUUAGCGGUGGAGCUCUGGAGGUCACGGCAUAGCGUCGGAUCGACUGGUCGGCCGGCACUGGCAAGAUUUCUAUAAUUGUUUCACAUAAUAAUGACAGUAAUGAAAGUUGCAUUGAUACACCA
Molecule: messenger RNA, 831 nt
Organism: Microdochium trichocladiopsis
Lineage: Eukaryota; Fungi; Ascomycota; Sordariomycetes; Xylariales; Microdochiaceae
Product: putative plasma membrane proteolipid 3
Exons: 3
Coding region: 201-374 (57 amino acids)
Cellular component (GO): membrane
Source: RefSeq, a predicted model, not a curated record